Hipposideros armiger (great roundleaf bat) is the source of this 4449-nucleotide messenger RNA. It is a transcript of the gene ERO1A, whose product is annotated as endoplasmic reticulum oxidoreductase 1 alpha. NCBI's taxonomy places the organism in Eukaryota, Metazoa, Chordata, Mammalia, Chiroptera, Hipposideridae. Gene Ontology annotation, molecular function: FAD binding; thiol oxidase activity; protein-disulfide reductase activity. The record is from RefSeq and is a predicted model, not a curated record. Gene Ontology annotation, cellular component: endoplasmic reticulum; endoplasmic reticulum membrane. The transcript has 13 exons. Gene Ontology annotation, biological process: protein folding in endoplasmic reticulum. Bases 247 to 1437 code for a protein of 396 amino acids.
CACACGCGGAGAAGGAAGCCGACUCACGGCCCUGGGCUGCCGGUGCGGGCGCCUCGGCACGUCCGCAGGUUCCACCGGGCGGUGGCGGCUGCUGAGAGGCUGGAGAACCGAGGGCGGGCCUGGGAGGCGGCCGGGAGGUGGGGCGUCGGCGGGGGCCGGCGCUCGCUGGCUUCAUCUGCGGACGCACGGCCUGCGCCCGAGUGCUGAGUUCUCCGAGGUGCAAGGCGACGAGCGGCAACAGCGGCUAUGGGCAGCCACUGGGGCUUCCUGAUCGGCCUCCUGGGAGCCGUGUGGCUGCUCCGCUCGGGCCACGGCGAGCAGCAGACCCCAGAGACGGCGGCGCAGAGGUGCUUCUGUCAGGUUAGUGGAUACCUGGAUGAUUGUACCUGUGAUGUUGAAACCAUCGAUAAAUUUAAUAACUACAGGCUUUUCCCAAGACUACAAACACUUCUUGAGAGUGAUUACUUUAGAUAUUACAAGGUAUUUCGUGUUUCAUAUGCGUAUGAGGAAUAUGUUCUUACCGUGCUUUUGGAAAAAAACAUACAGUCUCCCGAUGCUGAAUAUGUAGAUUUGCUCCUUAAUCCUGAGCGCUACACGGGAUACAAGGGACCAGAUGCUUGGAGGAUCUGGAAUGUCAUUUAUGAAGAAAACUGCUUUAAGCCACAGACAAUUAAAAGACCUUUAAAUCCUUUGGCUUCUAGUCAAGGGAAAAGUGAACAAAACACCUUUUACAGUUGGCUAGAAGGCCUCUGUGUAGAAAAAAGAGCAUUCUACAGACUUAUAUCUGGCCUACAUGCAAGCAUUAAUGUGCAUUUGAGUGCACGAUAUCUUCUACAAGAUACGUGGUUGGAAAAGAAAUGGGGACACAACAUUACAGAAUUUCUGCAGCGGUUCGAUGGAAUUUUGACUAAGGGAGAAGGUCCAAGAAGGCUUAAGAACUUGUAUUUUAUCUAUUUAAUAGAAUUAAGGGCUUUAUCUAAAGUGGUACCAUUCUUUGAACGCCCAGAUUUUCAGCUCUUCACUGGAAAUAAAGUUCAGGAUGCAGAAAACAAAAUGUUACUUCUGGAAAUACUUCAUGAAAUCAAGUCAUUUCCUUUGCAUUUUGAUGAGAAUUCACUUUUUGCUGGGGAUAAAAAAGAAGCAAACAAAUUAAAGGAGGAGUUUCGACUGCAUUUUAGAAAUAUUUCAAGAAUCAUGGAUUGUGUCGGUUGCUUUAAAUGUAGGCUGUGGGGAAAGCUUCAGACUCAGGGUUUGGGUACUGCUCUGAAGAUCUUGUUUUCUGAAAAACUGAUAGCAAAUAUGCCAGAAAGUGGACCCAGUUAUGAAUUUCAUCUAACCAGACAAGAGAUAGUAUCAUUAUUUAAUGCAUUUGGAAGAAUUUCUACAAGCGUGAAAGAAUUAGAAAACUUCAGGAACUUGUUACAAAAUAUUCAUUAAAGAAAACAAGUUGAAAUGUGCCUGUUUCUGGACAAUGGAGGUCAAAGAGUGGAAUUUUAUUCAAAGGCAUAACAACAAUGACAGUCUUAAGGCAAAUGUUUUACAUAAAGCUGCUUUUGUAAAAGAAGAAUUAAAGUUUUAAGUAAACAAUUUUUAAAAUGUGUUAAGUCUAUACAUAAUAUUAUUGUGAGUAAAAGUAAUACUCUUACAAAGUGGUACAAAUUUUAAAGUUUAAUAUUGAAUAAAAUCAGGAUUAUUAAAUUCAUAUAUAGUAAAACUAAGUAAGUGAUGUUUUAAGUCUCUCAAACUAGAAUUUUGUGUAAGAAGAUGUAAUAUAAGUAAAACUAUGGCCAAUGUGACAAGUGUUUAAUAGAAAAAUGCUAAGGAGGUGUACGAAUAACCCAUAAUUAACAGCCUAAAAAUUUUCAGUACAUUUAGAGUUAACAGAUUUUGUAAAUAAAAACACAGAAUGUCCAGCUAAAUUUGAAUUUGAGAUAAACAAGUAGUUUGUAGUAUACAUAUGUUGCAUGCAAUAUUUAAGACCUACUUAUACCAAAAAAUUAUUCCUUAUUUAAAAUUCAAAUUUAACUGGGAGUCCUAUGUUUUUAUCUGGCAACCCUAAAAUACAUUGGUAUAAAACAAAUCACUUUUAGAAUUAUAUUGCUAUUUUGAUUAGCUUGUUUUGAUGUGCAGAAAGAUACAAUAACAACUGAAAGGCAUAGGUGAUUUCUGAACUUUGUAAAAAGUUUAAUAAAUUUAUAUAUUUAUUCUGAUAAUACUUUACUUAAUACUGAAUAAAAUUUGGGGAAAACUUUUUAUUUUUAUAUAAUUUCAACUUUACAGAAAUGUUUCCAGCUCAGUACAAAGAAUUCUUUUACCCAGGUUCAGUAAGUGUUCAUACUUGCUUUAUCUUUCAUGCUGUCUGUGAAUAUAUGCACAUAUUAUUUUUUCCUCAGUCAUUUGAAAGUCAGUUACAGGCAUCAAGCCCUUUUAACCCUAAAUACUUCAGUGUAUAAUACCGAAUAAUUUAUUAAAAAUGAUUUUUCAGAAAAAAAUGUAGAAUUGUAAUACGAUAAGCCUUAGGAUAAGGAAUCAUUUCGAGUUCCAAUCUGACGUUCUUUUUGAGUUCUGUUGCCCCUUUAAUCCUUGAUCUGUAUAGUUAUAGGGCACAUAAUUUUUGUUUUUUACACGAGAUUUAUUUCUUUUUCCUCCCUAAAACUAAACUGUAAUUUUGGAAGGUUUUCAUUAGUGGAAGCUCUUCAAUCAUAAAAAUCUUUUAAGGGGUUUAGGAAUUUAUGUCACAUAGUAAUUGCAGGAUAAAAAGAAACUGUAUACCUCAAAAUCAUGUGCCUCUUUGUAUGUCUUAGCAGGUAUAAUGUGUUGAGAUGUUGCCUUAUUAAGAAAGCAGGGUUUACUUAUAUAAUGGUUCAGAAAUGUCAUUUUACACUGCUGUAUAUUUUUUCUUCUGUGUCCCUAAGGCCUGGUAUAAUGCCAAGUGUAUAGUGGGUGUCCAAAAAAUAUUUGUUCAAUGAAUGUAUGAAUAUAUAUUCAGUAUACGUUAAAUGAAUAAUCACAGAGCUCAGUUGAACAAUAUGUGUUGUAUUUCCCUUUUUCCCCUUUAUUUGAAUAGGGCAGGAAAAAAAGACAUUAACCUAUUAAGUUAAUCUUCUUGAUGACUCAAAGGACUGUGAAGUGAGCACCAUACAUAAAAGUUUAAGGACAUUUGUAGUACUCUGAAAAUAGGAUAGAUGGGUUUAAAUGGUAAUUUUGUCUGUAUACCUCUCUCUCAUGCCCCCACCCUUUUUUUAACAGCCAAUUUUUGGGAAAGAAUAUUCCUGUCUUCACUUUGUCAUCUCCUACUCACUCCUUAACUGAAAUCUGGCUUUUGGCUCCGUGGUUCUUAACAAUCUCUUCCUUUGAAGUCUAAAAUCCCAGUUCUAAAUCCACAGUUCAUUUCAUAAGGCAUUUCUUAUUUGACCUUUUUUUCUGCAUUUGACACUAUUACAGCCCUUUCUUUAAAAAUCGUCCCCCCCUUGCCCCCAUUUCCUUAUAUUUCAGUAGGUCCUGGAUGUCUCCUUUUUAACAUCUUUUCCUUUAUGCCUUAAAGGUUAUUCCUCAGGCUUUCAUUCUUGCUCUCUUAAUCACCACCCCUUCUCACUUUUGGGUAACUCCCAAUUCAAUGAUUUCGAAACCCUUAUCUCUAGCCCGGACUUCUCAAUCCAUCUGUCUGCUACACAUCUUUACUUGGUUGUCCCAUGGAUACCUGUGUUUUAAAACAACCAUUCUUCCCAAAAUCUACUCUUAUGCCUACGUUCCUUCCUCUGGUUAAAUUCAGAACCAUCAGCAUCUGAAUCCUCUAGGCUCACUCCUCUCCUCCAUCUCCUUCCUAACCAGUCACGGCCUGAAUGCUCCGGAUUUCAUCUCCAUAUCUCUGAUACAUGACUGUCUUUUCAUUUUCAUUGCUCUUACCUAAACUACUAAUGAACCUGUCUCCUUAUACCCAGCCUGUCUCCUGUCUUUUGCUCCACAAUGCUACCAGAGUGGGUUUUCUAGAAGCACUGUCACUGUAACAUGGUCCUCUGAUGUGUGUCUCCCAGUCCCAUCUCCUCCACCCUCCAUGUUCCGAUAAGAUGGGCUCGCAGUUCAAAUGCACCAUGGUCAGGCCUCCACACCUUGGUGCAUGCUGUUCUCUUUGCAUCCAGUGCCCACCUGUAAAGUUUCUAUGUAUCCUUGCAGGCCCAGCAUAAAGCAUCACCUCUGUGAAAUCUCCCUUGUUCCAUGUAAGGAGGACCAUAUCGAACUUCCUUUUUUUGUCUCACCACUGUAAUAACAACCUACCUCUACUGUGUAACAUAUUGUACUGUAUUGUUUUUGUUUUUUAAAGCCUCCUUCACUAGAAUGUGAGCUCAUUAAGGGCAGAAGGAACUUUAUCCCUUUUAGCAUCUCCACAGCAUAGUUUUUGGCAUAUGAACACUUAAUAAAUGUUGUUGAAUAAAUUGCCUUUUAAAUGAC